This is a messenger RNA of Symbiodinium natans, 5703 nucleotides long. The record is from the annotation of a GenBank genome assembly. NCBI's taxonomy places the organism in Eukaryota, Dinophyceae, Suessiales, Symbiodiniaceae.
AUGGCAUCGCAAGAUGACAUAAGCGAUCUUGAGGUUGACCCUGGCCAAGGCGUGCACUUGCCCCAAGGUGCACAGGCGAGCCAGGCUUCAGCGUCAGCAGCACAGAAUCCGUUCAGCCCUGGCAGUCCGCAAGCGCAGGGUAUGUAUGUGACGCCAGAUGAUAUGAUGACCAUGAUGAGACAGAUGAUGGAGGCGACGACUGCAGCGGCAACCGCUGCACAGGCUGCCCUGAGUGCAGCAACGUCGCAAGGCAAUGCAAAGCAGGGAAUUGCAGGCAGUGACAUGGCCCGCAUUCUCCCGAAACCCGAUGUGUUUAAGCCUGCCACGAGAGAGGAAGAGCAUGGCAUGUGGCUGCAGUGGUUUUGGAGCCUCAAGCAGUACUUGUGUGCCCUUGAUUCUGCUUUUGGAGAUGAAAUUGCAUAUCUUGAGCAGCACCCUGAUGAAGAGGGUCAAGGGUAUAAAAGUCCUGAGGCAGCCCAACGAUCCAAGCAGCUGUUUGCACUCUUGUGCAGCCUUGUGAAGGGCAGGGGCCUGCAGCUGAUCCAGCGAGUGCCUGCCCAGUCAGGCUUCGAGGCCCUGAGGCAGCUCAUCCAGCUGUUUCAGCCGACGUCGAGAACGCGAUCGCUUGGCAUCUUGAGUGCAAUCACCAGCAUGAACCACUUCAAGGGCAAUGAGCCAUUGUUGCCUCAAGUCUUAGAUAUGGAACGUAUCUUUGAGGAGUAUGAACGCAGUAGCGGCAAGAAAUUGGACGAUGAUUUCAAGACCAGUAUUUUUCUUCGUUCAAUCACCCAGAGCAUGCGCAACCAUCUCGCGACAAUUCUUACUGAAGAUGUCACGUAUGAUGCCUUGAGGGAAGCCGCCUUGCGUUUUGAAAGAAUGAAUGCCAAGUGGGAUGCUCGCAAUCUGUUUGCAGGAGACAGCCUCUUUGCCAACAGGAGGCAACCUGCAGGGCCUAACGAUGGGCCCGUGCCGAUGGAGGGCAGAGGCGACAAAGGCCAGAAAGGAAACCCCAAAGGUCCUGAUGCAGGCAAAGGUGCCCGACAGAAUGUCAUCUGUCAUGCAUGCGGCAAGCGAGGGCAUUACAAGAGUGAGUGCUGGCAGAACGUGCAACAUGUGCAGGGAGAUGAUGCGAGCACCACUGCCCCCAGCACGGCUGGACCGUCAGCGUCGCAAGUCAGGCCAUCUCCUGACACCAGCACAACAAUGCGUUCUGUGAACAUGGUUCAGAUCGACAUGACGAGUGACUGGUGCGGUGGAAGCAUCAAUGCACUCACCGCGGACUCUUGUCCCGCUGCCGGGGAUGAUUUCCUCAAGGUUGUCAAGUCGCUAGCCCUGAUCCCGCACGGGUACCCUAGCCUCCCCAACCUUGUGCCAGUGCAGGAGAGCAACGAUCUCGUUGCGAUUGCCGAGCCAGAAUGCACAGUGUUUGCUCAGGCGAUUGCCGAGCCAGAAUGCACAGUGUUUGCCCAGCAGUGCGGUGUUGAGGUCUAUGAUAUGUCAGCAACAGACGGUGAUGAAGAUUGGACCGUUUGUGGUGGUGUGCUUCCUGCCACAGCCACUACGGAUGCUUGCCUGUGCACUCCUCACUAUCCUUCCAGCAACCCUGCUACGUUCUUUGUUCAGACAGUCCAGAGCACAGCAGGAGUCCAGUUCCGGACUACGCUAAGGCAAGAGGCGAGUGGCUGGGCUGUUUUCGAACUGAACACGCCGCUGAGCUCACUUGACCUGUCAGAAGCUUCCUUUGUGCCGAGCCGUAUCCACAAUAUCAUCACCAUCGGAUCAUGCAGCAAAAUCAACAUCGAUGAACUGUUUGGGAGAGUGCCGCCAGCCCGGCGAGACCAUGUAUCGGAAGAUGCAGAGUCCGAUGCAGGGUUACCAGACGUUCCGAUAGGUGAAGUUGGCAACAUAGCGGGACCCGAUGACGAAAUCCAGGAAGGAGAUGAGCUUCCGGGGCAAGAGGCGGAGGAAGUGAUGCAGCCGGCCAUGCGUGCACGUGUGGUUGUGGAAGGGGUUGAGCUUCAUGAGGGAUGCACCUUGUCCACAUUGCGAGCUGCUUGCACGGCAUUGGGCAUCGGCAAGAGUGGAGGCAAGGCGACCGUCUUGCAGCGCAUCCACAACUUCAUGGACCGCCAGAGAUUGCUCGAACGACAUCAGGUCGAGGAUGCAAGAGUCCAAUUGCCCCGAGAGCAAGCACCCGUUUCUGAGCCUACACCUGAGGAAAUGCGUCGCCACGCAUUGUCGCAUAUCCCUUUCAUGCCUUGGUGCGAGCACUGCAUCAAGUUCCAAGCCCGUGCUGACCACCAUGUCCAAGCAAGACCAGAUGUUAGGGCGUGUAGCACAUGUUCGUUCGACUUUGCCUUCACUGAGCGUGAAACCGGUCGCCCCGGUGACAAGUUGAUCUGCUUAAUCCUCAAGGAUUCACACACAGGUGCCACCUGCGCGAUCCCUACACCAGCAAAGGGAGGAACAGUGGCGUUCAAGUUCAUGGUUGCUGAAGUGUGUAAAUUCUUGAAUUUUUGUGGACAUACGGAAAUCGCCUUGAGAUCAGACGGCGAACCGGCUUGUCUUGCUUUGCAGCAAGGGGUAAAAGAGUUGAGGUCGCGGAUGAAACUUGAUACGCAUCUUGAACAACUGGAGGCCGCUGACCACCAAGCAAACCCCAGCGAGCAAACCGUGGAUCAGCUCAGGCAGCUCACGGGAACGCUGCUAAGCCAAGUUGAAGCCGAGACUGGCCAAAAGGUCAGCACGAUGUCUCCACUCCAUGCGUGGGCGUGGAAGCACGCGUGUUGGCUGCAGAUGCGCUACGGGCGCAGUGGAUUUGCCAGUCCGUUUGAAGUGAUAACAGGGCGCCCGUACAAUGGCAAAGUUGUGGGGUUUGGAGAGGUUGUUUUCGCAAGGAUUAAGAGUUCUAUCAAGGGCAAAGCCAGAUGGAUAAAGAUGUUGUGGUUGGGAAAGUUGGGGGUAUCAGAUUUGCAUUUUGGAGUCACACCUGGAGGUUUCUUGAUUUCCAGCAGGAGCGUCAGACGGCUGCCAAAGCAGUACGAUGCAUCUUUGCUUGAGUCACUGCGUGACAUGCCAUGGAGUCAAGCAAGCUUCCUUGCAGGGCAAGUCGGCCAGGCCAGAAUGCAGAGAACCCCUGUUCGAGGAGAAGAAGAAGAGGUGCAACAGCCUCUGCCUGAGGUUGUGUUGCCUGAAAGACCACCACUUCCAUAUCCCGGUUAUGUCCUGCCUGACAAUGCACCGCUUGAAGAACUGAUUCCUCCACCAGCCAUCAUCGCUUCAGGCACGCCCGAGCCGCCUACACCUGUUCGAACAGAUGCCGAGACACCUAUCCCUGCGGCUGCCGAGCCUAGCACGCCCAUGCUUGUUGAUUCCGAUGCACCACCACCACAGCAGGAGGCGUUGGGUGCUCCUGGUCAUGCACCGGAAGCAAGGCCGCCAGAGGCAGGCGGGGAUGGUCAGCCUGAACAGCCAGCACCCAAAAGGGCACGAAUCCGGUUGCGCUUAGAUGCAGUUCAAGUGGACAAAGACGGCAACGAACUACACAAUGUCGAUGAACAGAUUGAACUCUUCGAUGAGGCUGCUGAAGGUUUCAUGGACUGUGAGGAGUCCGAGGCUUGGGACAACUACGACGAUGACGCUGGUGCAUCACCGAGUGCAGAGAUUCCCAGUUGCUUGAUCAGACCCUUUUCCCAAACGGAGCCACAAUGCAGUCCGGAGGAGUUGCAAUACAUCGACGAAAUCGCUGACAACUUUGAGCUGAGCAGACUGACGAACAUGCACGUGCUGAGUGAAGUUCAGAGCAAGCUUGAAGAUCACAGAGUUUUGUCGUCGAAGAGUGUGAGAUCAUGGCGGCCGAAAGUGCUAAACCAGGAGAAAGUUUGGGUUCGCAGAAGCAGAUUGGUUGCCAGAGAGUUUGCGUGGUUGGAUAAAGGCAGAAGUGGAUUGUUUGCACCGACCACUGCGCAAAUCAUGUUGCGUGUGGUGCCAGGUCUUUUCAUGCGAAUGCGCGAUCAAAACUGGAGCAUGCUAUCGCUAGAUAUUGCAGAUGUCUUUCUGCAAUGUGCUCAGGCACACCCCACGUGCACGAAGGUGGGAAACGGAUGGUUCAAGCUCGACCGCAUGCUACCCGGUCAACGUGACGGGAGCGUCACGUGGUUUGCAGAUUUCACAGAGGAGAUCAAGCGUGCAGUUGGAGCUGAGUUGCUACCCGAGCAACCAGCACUGUUCAGACUGCCAGAGUCUGAAGGUGGCGGCAUGGUGCAUGUAGAUGACAUGAUGUGCGCAGGACGCUCAGAUAAACUUGAAAAGCUGGAGAAUCACCUCAAAAGCAAGUUUAAAGUGUCAUCGGAGUGGAUCCGAAACGUCGGGGACUGCGUCAGUUUUCUUAAAAGAACACACCGCCUGGUGAGUGAAGACCUCUUGGUCAUCGAGCCAAACGUGAAGUAUGUGGAGAAGCUGAUGCAGGUCACCGGCCUUGCCGCUGCAAAGGAAAGGUACAAGGCGACUCCUUUUCCUACAGGUCCAAUGCCUACAGACCGCGUGCCCGAUCCUGAGCUUGAUGCCUCCAGUGCAUCAAAGUAUCGCACCGCGGUGGGCAUCCUGAUGUACGUUGCUUCAGACCUUCCCGCUUGCCAGUUUGGGAUUCGUUUCCUGUCAACCUAUGCCCACUGCCCAACAGAGGGAUCCUGGAAGCUACUGAGGCACCUGACCGCGUACAUCAACAGCCACGAGAGUCAUGUCGUGGGACUUGCCAAGCCGAUUGUUGGAAAGGGUAUCAUUCGGGAUUGUUCAGACAAUUUGCAUACCCUUUUGUCGAUCCUUGAAUGCUUCUCUGACGCCGACUGGUCUGGCAACCGCCAGACCAGAAAAUCAGUGAGCGCCGCUGUGGUGUUGUGGGACUCCAUGACCAUAUAUAGCCACUCGAAGACUCAAAAGAACAUCAGUCUUUCCUCGGCGGAAUCAGAAUAUCACUCGAUGAUAUCCGCCAUAGCUGACAGCAUCCUCUUGAAAGCGUGCAUCACCUUCGUUGCACCGCAUCCACCUCUUGAGAUCACUGCCUUCUGUGAUAACAGUGCGGCCAGGACGCUUGCCUGCCGUCAAGGCGUCGGUCGCAUGCGGCAUGUCAGUGGAAAGCUGCUUUGGCUUCAGCAGAAGACCAAGGAAGGAGAAGUGGUUGUUCGACCCGUGCCUACGGCGGACAACGUUUCAGACCUCGGUACUAAAGCGCUAAAGGCAGACCGUAUCUUGUACCUGUUGUCGAAACUCAACAUGCGUGAUUCCGAAUGUGGGUAUCAACUUGUUGGAGCAGAAUACUUGUUGGAUGCCCAGAGCAGACGCCAGUUGUGCCGAGUUAUCAAGCAAGGGAGUGUCAAUCCUCAAAGAAUACUACAGGUUCUUGCAUUGGCGUUGCAAGUCGACGCCAUAGCAAGCGAGCAAGAUGAGCCCAAUGAUGAUCAAGACGCCUUGAGCCAUGUGAGCACGAGCCUCUUGACUUGGAUAGGCGAGAGCGUGACUGUGGUAUUCCUUAUUUGUGCCGACCUCAUCGAGAAUCACCCCACGUGUGCGAUGUUGUUCGGACAGUUGAUGAUGCUGGUUUUCUUGAUCUGUGCAAUGUGCUUUUGCCGGAGCCACCGAAGGUCUGAGCCCACAACCAGUGGGAAUGCAACAAUGCCAAAGGUUGAAGUCAACAUAGUGGUUUGA